ACGUUUUUUUCACUGGUUGAAUCGAGCGAGGGACAGCACCAGCAACGUCAAUGACACGAUGGCGCACUGAUGGAGGGGCAGCAAAUCGAAGAUUGGGCGAUCUUGGCGCACUCCAGCUUCCCUUGCGGGGGAGUGGUGCGCUGCUCGACUUCAGGCGGCAGCCCACAGCCAAUGGGAAGAUGCCAGUGUCUUCUCUGGCGUUCUGCUCCCUAGCUAUCCGGACCCAGCAGGUCGCCGGGUGGGUCUCAGGGUCCUACUGCAGCUGCAGGGUCCUGGUUGGUGAAUCCGCGGCGCUGACGUCACGCCACCUCAUGCCCUCCACCGCUGACAUCACCCACGCCUGGUCGUGCCCUGAUUUCUCAUCAACCAUUGUCGUCCCAGCUUGGCUAUUGCCGGGCAGCAGUGACCGCAAUGACGACAGCCGCGGGCCAUGCAUUGCUCGCAAUGAUGCUGCGAUCCUCGAGCCAGAUGAAACCGUCGCAGCAUCUCCUCGCAGCGCUGCCGCACCAUGCCGCUUCUGGCUUCACGUUGACGACGAGAGUCUUACACCCACCCCCUCCCGUUCUUGCGAAACUGAUUUACCUUGUGCUUCUACGAAUGCUACGCGAUCAUGAUGCGCACCACCAAUUACUCUUAUUGUCACUUGCGUUGCGGCUGAAUUGAAUCAUUCUUGUUGUCGCUUCUCCUUUACGUCUAUCCCUUGACUUUUUCAUCAUUAUUGUACUUGUACCAACACCUACUACUGUCGACUUGUUUUUUCAACUUUUUUCUAUUACUUCAUUUUGUUGCAGCGACUGGGAAGCGGGGCUUUUACAUUUGGAAGGGAUCAUUUCGCAUAGACCAAACAAACACUUGUGUGCGUGUUUUUUUUUUCUCGCUUUGCAGCGCUUGACUUUUUUUUUCUUUUCUCAUCUUCUUGUUUCUCCGAAAUACCUAGCUUGCUUGGGGAGAAUUGUAUUAUUAAAGAUGAUAACAAAGGUCCACCAGACUGGAUCAAGGACCAAAAAAAUGCAUUCGAGACUCCCCGGAGAAGCGGGAUGAUAUUACAUGAGGGCACUGGGCGCAUUCACAACGGUUUAAAACAAUACACAUGGAUUUUCAGAGCGGAUGGUUUCUGAUACUAAUUUUCUUAUUUCUUAUUUCUGCUUUUCUUACAGUUUGUGAAAAUUACUUUUGGCUUGGAUAGAAAAGAAAAAAUAUGUAUAGUAGUAGUCUUAGUUUUUAUUUCAAUAUGGCUAUUAAAUUGAGCAGCCGCAUACAAUC
This is a messenger RNA of Trichoderma atroviride IMI 206040, 1263 nucleotides long. The record is from RefSeq and is a predicted model, not a curated record. Lineage: Eukaryota; Fungi; Ascomycota; Sordariomycetes; Hypocreales; Hypocreaceae.